Molecule: messenger RNA, 414 nt
Organism: Penicillium chermesinum
Lineage: Eukaryota; Fungi; Ascomycota; Eurotiomycetes; Eurotiales; Aspergillaceae
Exons: 2
Coding region: 1-414 (137 amino acids)
Source: RefSeq, a predicted model, not a curated record
AUGGAGAGGGUUGGGGGGGAUGGUAUUAAGCAGCAGGACACCGUACCAGAAAGGUCUAUGCACGAUCCAAUCUCCCCUAAACCGAGCUUCUACCGAGAUAGGACCUGGACGGCCGCGACCAUACCAGCCAAUAAGAGGCCGGGGGUCUCGGGCUUAGUCAAGACACAGAACCCCUCGAAAGAAUCCAUAAAGCUAUACUACAACUUGCUUAAUGUCCCGAACCAAUCUCCUGAAGGCCUCAACCGUGGGAAGCCACUCGCAGUUGAUGCCGAGUGCCGUGUGCCGCGCACCGUGCACGCCGAAAUCUGGGACGGCAUUCCGACAAUCCGUAAAUCCGCCAACGCCAAAUGGGAGCAACAGUCAAGUUGGUUGCCGAGUUUCCUCCCGGUGACUAUGCCCACUUUCCCCCAGUGA